This is a messenger RNA of Mustela erminea (ermine), 9332 nucleotides long. RefSeq lists its product as uncharacterized. The transcript is spliced from 2 exons. Bases 5625 to 6695 code for a protein of 356 amino acids. The record is from RefSeq and is a predicted model, not a curated record. NCBI's taxonomy places the organism in Eukaryota, Metazoa, Chordata, Mammalia, Carnivora, Mustelidae.
AGGGCCUGCGGGAGAGGCCGGUGCUGCAGGACCCUGAACUGGGCUUCGAGCCACCUGCUGUGUGACCUUCGGAGAACAUGGCAGGCGGCCCUCCCCCUCCGCCAGGGACAGCUCCGGGUCUGUGGGGGCACAGCUCCCGUGGAGCCGGGCGCAGACCCCACCUGCGAGGGUGGGCUAGGCUCCGUGGCCCUCCUUACACGGGAAGGCACCAGCGCCCCAUCUUGAGAGCGAAGCCCGUCUUAGAGGCCCGGACGGCCGAAUGAACUCCAGUUCAGGCACUGGUCUCCCAAUAGGCACAUGCCCGGGGGCGCCUGGAAGUUCCCAAAUGCGUCUUAGGUACCUGAACCUCCCCCAAGCAGCGCCUCCUCCUCUCCUGGCCCCUCAACCUCCAGCAGGAAGAGACGACACCAUGUCUGACCACCCAAUCCCACAUGCAGCGUCUUCUAGAACCCUUGUCCGUUGGACCUCAAUAGAGAAUCCAUCCAGAAAGGACCAGGAAGGACUUCCAGAAAGCCAGAAAUCACAAGCCCACGCACUCCUUCCUACCCUGGUGAUGCCCUUGGCUGCCAUCCGGCCACGUCCCCCUGCUGGAUGGCACUUUUAAGGCACCUGCCUAUUUGGUGUCUGCUGGGGGCCACCACAGAGACAACUCAAGCAUCGAGAAGCCGCAGCUGCCCUUCUGUGCUCUGGGCUCCCUGGAAACUGGCUGAAUGGGACUCUAGGGGACCUGGCGCCCCUCGCCCCAAGGCCUCUGGUCCCCUGCUCUGUUCCAGGGACGGCUGGCUCUUCCACAUAUUUUGGGGAAACUGAAGAAGAGGGAGCAACUGCCCCAGCACCUCACCCUGCCCCUUGCCCCCACGGGACUCGGCACAAAUCCAAGCCCUGAAAGUCCUCCCUGGAGCCUGAGGCAUCGGGCAGCCAGCCCUUCUGCAGGCCGGUGGCCCCAAACCUGCCCUGGUUUAUUCACCUGUUUCGGACUCCACCCACCAGCCUGGAAGCCCCUGGAGGGGAGCCCCACCCCCACCCCGAGGUCCCAGGGAAACACUCCUGGCCUACAUCCUGAUUGGACAUUGGAGGAGGAGGGCCCGCUCAAGGUCACACUGCCAACAGGGGCCUGCCAGGCUACCAGAGCUAAUGUCCAGCCCAAGGCGGUCACUUGCUCCACUAUUUUCCAUAAAUCAGCAUCCAGAGCAUGAGGGAAAGGGGGCUCAGCAGGGGGCCCAGCAGCAGGCAGGUCUGCGCUCAGGGUGGAGCCCAGGAGUUAUGCCCAGAGCUGGGCAGUCCCCCCACCCGGGCUGGCAUCUCUGUGACUUGCCAGGUCUCGACAAGGGGCUUGUCCUCUCAAGACUGUAUCCCCACCUGUGAAAUGGACAAGAUUGGUCUCUGCCGGUCUAGGAGGGUUAAUGAGCUAAUGCCUACGUAAGGUGCAGGUACAGGGCUGCCUGGCCCGGCCCGGGGAGGGUCCCGCCGGCAGCAGCCGGCUGCUGACCGGCGUCCAGCCUGGGGCCGGCUGAGGGCCCUACUGAGCGCUGCGUGUUCGAUGGGUUCGGCUCCUGGGAGUCGUGGCCACCUGCACGGACUCUGGAGGUGUUGGUAGCGCUGUCCAGGCUGCCGAGUGUGUAAAUGCUGUUCCACCCUGCCCGACGGGUUAUUAGGGAAUGCACGUGACGGGGGGUGUCUGAAUCCCCCCACCAGCCCACGUCCCUGCGCUCAGAGCAAAUGUCCACUUUACAUUACAGUGGCAGCUGGAGGGGCCGCUGGUGUCGGGGCUGUGCCUGCCCACCCCUCCAGGUCUGACGAUAGGGAGGGUGCUGGCCACUGUGCCGGACACAUGCGGACACGGCCCCCCGGGCCUCCUCAGGGGCCUUGAAGGGGAAGAAGCAGAGGGCCAGAGAGGUUAAGUGACUCGCCCAUGGUCACAUGGCCAGUACGGGACCGUUGCUCUGCCUGACUCCGAAGCCCCAAGGUUUGUGCCUUGGCCAGGCAGUGCUCCUACCUUGCCCCCUGCCCCAAUGCCCUUGCCAUGUGAAUGCUGCCGGGAUGGAAUGGCCAGAGGUAGAAGUGGGAAUCCGGGCCCCCAACACCCGGGGUGGGGGGACUGUGGGCUGUGGCACAUCCUCCGCCCCCACAGCAAAGGUCUGCUGCCUGCUCCCUCCCCCCGGCACUCCAGCUCCCCCAGUACCUUCCUACCUGAUGCCUCCUGCCCUCUCUUUUGUCACGCCCCAUAACCCAGGGGCCCAGCGCUCCUGGAGCCCGUCCUUCCGGGCCCCUAGCUCCUGCCCCGGCCUGGGGCACUGUCAUUUCCCGCCCGCCUGACUUCUGACAGUCCUCACGCCGCCUUCCCACCUCUGCUCACGGCACCUGCGUCCACCAACAAAUCUCAGGACUCUGGACCCCAAGACAGGAGUCUCCAAGGCUCUUUGAUGCCUUCAAGAUGUCACCAGCUCCUGGAGCUGGAGUCCCCAGCCUCCCACGCCUGGCCACCCCUCGCCCCCAGGCCCUCCCCAGCAAUCUGGUUCAUUCUGGACUCACUCAGUACCAGCUGUGACCAGCUUGGCCACUUCCCUGCCUGGGACCUCUGCCCUUCCCAGGGUCCCCCUCCUCCUCCCAAACCUGGGGUGGGCUCUUAUGAGGGCUCCUGCUGUACCCCACUUCCCACCAUCCUGGCACAGACCGCCUGGGUAGCGGUGGAGGCUGUGGGAGGCGUGGGGGCAGACCCAGGCCUUCCCUGCUGGCCCACGGGGCUCCCUUCAGCUGCACGCUGAUCUCGGGGGGCAGCCGGCCGAGCCCGUGGGGCACACUCUUCUCUUGGGGCUCGCUUUCCUGUCUGCUGCUCCCCCGGCCAGGCCCAGGCGCCCAGCACAGGGAUGGAGUUACGAUUCCUGGUUCAGUGGGCACAGUUGCAAGAAGCAGCUGGAGCCGGGUUGUUCUUGACGACCAGAGGCACCGUGGGAGAGUGUCUGCAGGUGGCCAUUCAGGCCCCAAGACGGGCCCACCGGACUGGGGAGGACCACGCUGGACGCGGCGCUCUCGACGGUCUGGGGCUGUGACCAGCAGCACUAAUGGAGGGAGGGGAGGCAGAGGGUGAUGAGGGGGACAGGGCAGGAAGAGGAAGAGGAGCAAGGGGAGGGGGCUGAGCAGCAGCAGGGGAGGGUCGGGAGGGGCCAGUCCUCACUGUGGUCUUAGGCUGGGGGCUACUCCCCUUCCUCUCCCUGGGCCCUGGUCCCCUACCCACCGGAGACAGGAGAAGUCAUGUGUGCGUGUGAGAGUGGCAGACCCCCUGCAAACACCUAGGGGUGAUGGUUUUUUUUUUUUUUAAAGAGGCUUCCCCCCUGCCCCGCGUAGCCCUGACUGGCCACAUUGGGCAGCACCUCCUCCCCCAUUUAGACUUGAGACUUGUGGCCUCGGAGAGCAAGACCCUUGCCCAAGUUCCCCCCAAGGCGAGGGACGAAUGUGGGGGUCUAAGGACAGCUCUGGGGUUCCCCUAGGCUCUCCCAGUCCCCAGCCGGGGAGCAGGUGGGCUGGCUCCUGGAUGCAAUGCCAUCUGUGGACACCAGGGGGCAGCAGGCACCCAGCUUUUCGCCUCAGGGCCUGCGGCUGGCCGCCUCGGGGCUCAGGGACUGUCCCCUCCGAGCCUUCAGCAGACCCCCAAACUAUGCCCGAGCCAUCGAGGGAGGCGGGAGACAGUCGUCCCUUCUGCUGAGGCCCUACUCUGUGUGGCCUGCAGGACACUAGGAUGGGCUGGCCAGGGCUGGGACACUUCUACCUGCUGACCUCUGUCUCCACUGACCAGUGCUCACCUUUGACACCCAGCUGGGGGGAGGGGGUGGGGGAGUGCGGUGAUGGAGGAAGGGGGAAGGCUCUCCUUCCCUGGCCCUGGCCGCCCCCAACUCGCUCUGGGGCCGGCUAAGGGCUGUCACGGGAGCAGCUCACACACUGUUGUGCCCGGCACACGGCAUGACCUGCUUGCUCCCCUGAGGCCCAGGGGGCCCCCCACGCCCCAGGGCCCCGCGGGCAUGUGGGCUCCUGUCUCUUGCCCUGCCCGGGGCGGGAUGAGGGUGCACACGUGGGCCUCUGCGUCUCCUCCCUGGCGUUCAGGCUCUUAUAGGAACACGGUGUGGGUGUGUUGGGAGCGGGGUGGGAGCUGGUCCCCUGCAAGCCCUGUGGACAGCAGAUGCUGACUCAUGGGGUCCCCACUAGCUCGAGGAGACGGGGGCACCAGCUGACCCACAUUCAUUUUUCCUGGUCUUUUUUUGGGGAGAGUGAGCCUCUGAGUCCUGGGGACCUGCCUCCUCUGUGUCCUGGGGGCGCAGGGGAGGUGGGAGGCCUGGGGGGGGCUCUGAGCUGGCCACAGGGUUGCAUGCCUGCCCCCUACCCUGGAAACCCUCCCCAGCCCUGGAGGGUCUGUCUGAAGCCUAGGAGAGCCCAUGGUCAAGGACCUCCUGGGACGGUCAGUGCUGGAACAGGAACGGUCCGGACCAGCGGGGAGGACAGGCAGAGUCUCAGCUUGAGAGUCUGAGGGGAAGGGGCCCCCGGCCCGUUGUGGGGACUGGGCUGCGGCGCCCUCACGUCCAGGGCUGUUCCCUGCUCCCUCCACGCCUCCCCCAGGGCCUGCCCAGCCCCUCCUGCUAAUUCCCGGGGAGUGAGGACCCCCAGCCCGGCCCAGACAGGAGCACAAGGCGGCCCCUGUAAUCCGAGCUUUGGAUUCCCGUCGUGCGGCAUGUGGACGCGUCACCGGAGGGAGGCCGGCACCUGCGGAGGACGUGCCUGGCAGCCGCCCCGAGAACAGCCCGUCCUGGGGGGGCUGGGGGCGGGGCGAGCCGAGCGCGGGAAGUCGGUGCGGGGAGGAAGGUUCUCGCCGCUCGGCGCUGGGCCGUGGGCCAAGUGCGCUAGGAAAGCGCCCCCUCCCGCCAGCCCCAGCUCAGAGCUGGGCCGCGGCCUGGAGCUGGAGGCCCGCUAGUUAAUCGGUAACUCUCCACUCUCCUCGGGGCCUCCAGGCCUCCUCUCCUGGAGGAGAAGGUGAGGCUCUGCGGGGCAGCCGUCUCCCCUUCCUGAGGGGUCUGGCCGGGCCUGUCCGGGCCCACUGUGCGGGGCUGCGGUGUGGGGGCCCAGGGCUGGCCCUGCCCGGGGCUGCGGGGGAGGGGUGGGGAGUGGACGGGGCCGCGGGCCUUUGCCCUGGUGGGGUACCCAGUGGACAGGCCAAGAUCUACACAGGAGAGGGCAGACUGGGCUGGGCAAGAGCUGGGUCCCCUCCCCGACGAGAGGUGCCUGCGGGGGCCGCCCUCCAGGGACAGGGCCCCAGGCCUGGCAGAUGGUCAGCUCUGGCUCCAGGUUUGGGGGACUGAGGUUAACCCUGAGACUCGCUUUCUUUCCUCUCAUGCUUUCGUGCUCAUCGGCCCCUCGUGGAAGUCCAGUGCGGGGGCUCAGGGCCGGGGCGAGCCUCGGGUCUGCUGUCCCCGAGCAUGGAGAGGUGGCUCAGCCUCUCUGAACCUCUGGCUCCCCACUUGCAAAACAGGCAUCAAGCGGCCCGUAGGGGUUCUUGGAAGGGUUAAGCGAGGCAAGUUGCAAGUUGCUGAGCCUGGUGCAGGGCUGGCUCAAGGUGGCUGGUGCUGUCGGCCUGGGGAAUGUCCCCCGGCGCCGCAGGGCAGUCCUGGAGGCCUGCAGACAGACGUCCCUUGCAGGGUCCCCGGGAGCAUGCCAGGGGCAGCCCCCAGGCCCCAGGCUGCCCUCCCGGGCUUCCAGAAACAGCUCCAAGCGGCUCCCCAGAAGGAGGGAGCCCUGGGACCCCCGGCAUGGAAGUCAGCCACCAGGCGGCAGCACGUGGCCGAGGACGGCGCUUUCUGCCCGCCCUGCUCUGCCACUCGCUUGGGCAAGAGCGUCUCCCCAUCGAGCCUCAGUUUCCUGGACUGCAAAAGGGUCCCACUCCCUCAGCACGGGUGGCACUGUCAGAGAAACAACCCAAGGCCCUGGGUUAUGUGGUUAGCUGCCUUAACCCCCGGGGGCUGAGCCAAGUUCUUCAAUCUUCCCAGAAUGGGCCCUGUCUCCCCAUCCAGAAAAUGACACCCCAAACAGGCCUGUGCCACGCAGGGGAGUCCGGUGGGCAGCGGUGGCGGCUGGAACUGACGAGCCCCCACGUGUUAGUGGGCAAUAAACAUUCGCUCCUCACUCCCAUCUUGGGCUGGUGGGCAUGUAGAGGGAGCUUGUGGCUCUGCUCCCUGUGGCCAUUCAGCGCUUCCGCCACCCAGGGGGGGUCUCUGUCCCUGGAGUCCCUCCCUGGACGGCCCCGCGGCCACCCCGUCUGGCUGGCAGAGUGGGGACGGGAGGGGCAGGAUGGCUUGGCUGGUUUGGAUGGGCCCCGGGCUGGAGGUGGUGGGUGCCCUUUGGCUCUCUUGUUCAUGGCCAGCAGUGGUCCCGUGGCUCCCCAGGUCCCGAGGGGCUGGGAAUGUGGUCUUUGUGCUGAUCGGUCAGCUGGACAGGGUGGAGGUAUGCUGGAGAAGCCGGCAGGGGGCCGGUGCUUCCCGCGCCCCCCCCCCAUCCGAUGCAGGCAGGAUUGGGUUGCUGGGGCAUCCCAGGGGCCUGUCCUUGCUGGUCCCCCCCGGGGGCCAGCACCCCCUCUCUGGUUCUGCUGUCUGCAGCAACACAGAGUACAAACAUUUUCCUUUUGUUUCCUUUUUCUGCUUCGGAUAUAUUUUUAAUUACAAAAGUAGGGCUUGGCUAUUGUACUCGGACAGAUGUUUGCACGCCUGGGGGGCCCCUUGGGGUGGAGGCCUGGGCCUUCUCUCUGACUCCCAGCCCCCAGCUCUAUCCCUGGCUGGGGGGAAGGGACCCAGCUCCACGGUUGGGACCAGCAAGUCAGUAAGCCAACGGGUACCAUGCUUCCCUGGAUUCAGGGUCACAUACUCAGAGAAGGUCCCCUCCCUGCCCUAACAAGUCCAGGAGGGGAGGUGUCCCUGUGGCCCUCAGAGAAAGAGAAGCAGAAAGCCCCGAGGGAAAGUAGGGAGAAAGCCAGGCAGUGGGAGGGGGUGAGUCAAACUCGCUCCCUCCCCUGCUGCGUGGCCCUGGUGGCUUCCCCGGCUCCCUCUGUCAGCUCCACCCCCUCCCUUCCCGGCAGGACAGGUGAGGCCCAGUGAGGGGGUGCAGGAGAGCCCCCCGGGCAGCCCUUGGCCCAGUGAAGGGCGGCAGCUGUUGCCACACUGUGUGACACGAGGUGCGGGGCUGCCACUCUCAGUCCUUGGAGGUAGGACUCCAUGUCACAGUCCGUUAGGCCUGUCCCUGGAGGGAGUGUUGGACCCACCCGUCUGAGCUCAGCUGGUCCCCACGGAGGCGUCAGGGUGGGCACCAAAGGUAGUGGGAAUGGCCCUCUAGCCCCAGCCCCCGCCAGGGACAGGGCUGGGGGAAGGUGGGGUCCCAUGGGGGGAUGGCGAGUUGCUGGAGCAGGCUUGGCUCCUGCUCCUUUCCGAAGCAACUCCUGGCCUUAGGGAGCCGAGGCCAGGCAGCGGUUCAUAGGACCAGGCUGUCCCUGCUGGGGAGGGGAGCUCAGGCUCCCCUGAGGCUCUGCAGCGGGGGCUGGGAGUGGGGUGGCAUCGUUCCUCGAGGAAGGGAGCGGCCUGGAGGCCGAAUCUGGGCUGGGGAUGGGCUGCUUCCCCAGCCUGCCCUCCUGGACAGCUGGACUGAGGGCAUCCGGACCUCUCGGGAAAUCCUGGGGGCCACCUGGUUCCACAUUUUGGGGUCACUGCAGCUGUGGCACUGGGGAAGCUGGCAAGACCUUGGCGCCAACACCACUGGGCUCCCCGGCCUCCUUUUAGCCCCAGGCCCGGUGACGUCAGCCUGGUGUGAGGGGCCACAGAGCUUGGGGGACCUUUCCCGGUUCCUCCUCACAUUCCUGACGAUACAAAAUUGUAACAUCUCCAUGCUUGUGGGAAAUGAGGAAUGCAGCGCACAGACGGGAAUAAAAACCCAUCGUGAACCACCGCCUCGGUCCUGCCGUCAAGACCCCCGCACGCUGCCCCGCCCUCCUCGCCCGCCCCUGCGCCAGUGCCCACUCCCGUUGGCCUCAUCCCCUCUCCGUGACCCUCAGCUGCCCCGGACCCAGGAUGCCUCCUCCAGGACACCUUUGCUCACUAUCACACUGUCCCACCCCUGGGGGGUCCUGGAACCCACCUGGCCCUGGCUGGGGUCUAGUCAGCCUUAUUUAUCUCGCUGGGCUCAUGGACUCACCUGGGACAGGGGCUCUGGGCUCUGCUGAACCCUCCAACAGGUGCCUGACCCUCCUGACCCCCCAGCCCAGGGCUGCUCUUAGCUUGGGGGGUGGUGCCGGUGGGGGGUGGUGGCUGGAGGCCUUUCCUAGGCUCCCUGCCCCACUACAGGCUGGGCCAAAGGGAAAGCUGCGGAAUAUAAUACUCGCCCAUGGCCUGGCCCCGCGGGGAUGAGAGCCGCCCUGGGAGGACCUGGGGCUGGGCCAGGCCGGGCCUGUGGGGGAGAAGGGGUGUGGGUCCUAGCAGGUCCUGCCCGGUCCCCUGACAGCUGGAGUAGGGCUCUCUGGCUUGCAUGUGCCAUCAUCCUCAGGGUGUGUUUUCUCCCAACAAACAGUAUUUACCGGGCAUGAUGAGGGGUAGCCCUCCCAGGCGGCGGGACAGGUAGAAGUCCGGCUGCCUGCGGCUCAGCCCCAGUUCCCACCUGCGGGUGGGCUGUGUGAUCGGGGUGUAUCUGCCCAGAGAACCAGUAUUCUCAGUCAAGGCCCUACGCUGAGCAGGGCCAGGGCCACUCCGUGGAGAGGCCUCUAGUGCCCUGUCCAGUAGCCAGCCCCCCCAGAAGAACAGCCUCCAGUCAGUGUGGACAAUCAGACCUCUGGCCUUGUGCGGCAGAAGCCCAGAGAGCCCCGCCGAAGCCUGAGAGGUGCCGGGCACCUGGUCCGCGGCGUGGUGGGUAGAGCCGGGAUGGGCUCCGUCUGUUGCCUAUCCACUGAGCGGGGCUGGGCAGGCCCCAAGAGCCCAGGACUCCAGGGGCCGAGGGCCGGCUCUCGAAGGUGUCUCGAGACUUCGCCCCAGCAGGGGCGGGGGGACAGCGGUUCGACGGCCUUAGGGCCAGCAGGUGUGUCAGGGCUCCAGGUGCGCGGAGCCCCGCCAGGGACGCCAGCCCCGGGCGCCGCAGGCCGCGCGGGGGCAGCCGAAGACCCUGUCUCGCUCCAGCCGAGGACGGGAUGCCCACGGCGGGUUCAAGCCCCGUGAGCUGGCGCUGGAGGCCCAAAGACGAGCGCGGGCGGCGGGGCCGGCGCCCCCGGGGGUCGAGUCGGAACCCGCCGGACGCCGGGCCCCGCCGCGCCGAGGAGGGCG